CGCCGGCCAGCAAGGCGCAGGGAGGGAAGGGGGCUCGGGCGGAAGCAUCCAGGCCUCUCGAGGCAGGGGAAGGGAAGCGCGCGGCCCGCCCGCGAGCACACCGGGAGCACAGACCCCUAAGACCCAGCCCUGGGCUCGAACCACGAACCCAGGCAGAGCAGUGAAUGUGGCCGGGCGGCGGCCCUCAGGCAACACAGCAGGGCGGGGCUGGUGCAGAGAGAGGGAGCCGCUCUCGCCAGCGUCAGCAGCACAGGGACGCUCCCCCUUUGUCCGCCCCCUCGAGCCUGCGCACUAGAAGCACCUCGGCGCUGACUCCUCCGGCUCGCCGUUCCUUCCCAGCAUGCCGUGCGGUGCACGGGCCCCGGGCCCUCGGGGAGAUUCGUCGCGCUAUGGAGGCGGCUGCCAGCGCUUCGGAUUUGUUCGACGCUAUCGUGAUGGCGGAGGACAGAUUUCAUGGGGAAGGAUAUCAAGAAGGUUAUGUUGAAGGAAGUCAUGUUGGUGUUAUUGAGGGAAGAAGAUAUGGAGCUCUACAUGGUGCCAGGAUUGGGUCUGAGAUUGGAUACUAUUUUGGAUUUGCAUUGACAUGGCAGCAUCUGCUUCACAGAUCUGAAGAAGAAAAGCCCAGUAAAAAAAUAAAGGCUCUGGAAUCAUUGAUAGGACUGAUUCAGAAAUACCCUUAUGAAGACCCCACGUACGACAAACUUCAUGAAGAUCUGGAAAAAAUCAGAGGAAAAUUUAAACAGGUUUGCUCAUUGCUAAAUAUUCAAUCUGAUUUUAAAAUCAGUACUGAAAGAUCUGCACUUACUUUUUGAGUAUAACAGAUGAAGAUAAACAUAUAUGAACAAGGAAGAAGCUUUAAGGAACGGAUAUCGAGAGAAGUGAUUAACUAUAAGAAAUAAUAAAGGCAGAUAAAGUCAGAGUAUAAACAGGUUUUUAUUUUCCAUAAGAGAGGGUAGAAGAGUAAUGCAGUAGUGGAAAGGUAUCCCUUUAAUGUUUGCUGUGUCCCAAUCUUACACGAUCAUUGUAACACAAGUGCAUGUCCUGUUGAAAACAAAAAUGAAAAAUCUCCACAUUCAUGGAACACUUAAUUCUAUAUUCAUCAUCUGUUUUUAAUUUCAAUGGGGAAAAUAAAUUGCUUCUGUAAUGUUUUGUUUUAUGAUGCUCCCAUGUUUAUUAUCUAAAGGAUACAUAUUUCAAAACAUUUAUUGAUCACUAUGAAUUACACAUUUUGGGUAAAUGUGCACAAAAAAGAUAAGUUAUUUUCCUUACCCGGAGGCACUUACAAUAAAGAGCUAUAUUAUUUUUGAUGGUGAAAAGGUGAAGCAGAGGUGGGAUAAAAGAGGAGGUGUAUUAAACAUGAUUCUCAAAGCAGCUACAGCUCAAAACAUAGACUAUUGAUACUUUGUUGUUGAUUUUUCUGUAUUAUUUUCAUGAGCUGUGACCACUGAUAUCUGAUCCAGUGCAGAAAAAAUACAUUUGCACCUGAAAAAAGAUUGAGAUAUACCAGUACAACUUAAAAUAACUAAUUAAUGGUGAGGAGUGUGAGGUAAUGUCUUUUACAGAUCACUUCACCUACUUUGUCUCUGUCACAUCAGGGAACAAAAUGGCUACAAAAAUACUGCAAUAUUUAAGUGAUAAAUUGUUUCCAAGAUGGGAAAUUAAGUUUUCAAUUUCAUUCAGAAAAUGGAUGCUGUUGGAAUAUGUAAGUGAAUAUUCAACUAUGUUAGUUUAAAAUAAACGCAUUAUUUUGUUAAAAAGAUUUUCUGUAUUUGGUGCUAGAUACAUGUGUAAUUUUU
This is a messenger RNA of Pelodiscus sinensis (Chinese soft-shelled turtle), 1796 nucleotides long. It is a transcript of the gene LTO1, whose product is annotated as LTO1 maturation factor of ABCE1. The record is from RefSeq and is a predicted model, not a curated record. NCBI's taxonomy places the organism in Eukaryota, Metazoa, Chordata, Testudines, Trionychidae.